CUCACUCAACUUGUCGGCACAAACGCGCCAGCGGCCGGUGCCAAUGGGCGAGAAUUGCUGUGCUGGGUUCGAGGCAUAGGAGGGGAGCCUCCUGACCUGGCGUGAGGAUGGGAGCCAUUGACAUUUGCGACUCUGAGGAGGAGGAUGGCGCCUUGGCCCGCAAGCGCGCCGCCAUCCGCAAGCGGCGUCAAGCAGCGGCUGCCUCGGCAGAAGCGGUUGGAAGUACUGAGGAGCCGAAGGUCGAGGCCUCGGCACCGGCCGCGCUGUCCUUGUUGGAGCUUCCCACUGGUCCCUGGGAAUGUGCCUUCUGUGCCGAGAGCAACGGAGAGAAGCGACUGAAGUGCAACAACUGUCUCAAGCCCAGGCCUGGCACGGAGGAGUUGCACAUUUCCGCACCAAAAGCGGCCCCGCUCGCGCCGAUGCCGGCCAAUUCAGGGAGGCGGAAAAGGGGCCGCGGCUGGGACGACUGGGAGGAACAGGCUCAGAAGGCGGCGGCGGAGGCCAGUGCGCAGAACGCCCACCUGAUGAAGGAUGUGGUGAACAGCUGGAAGCCAACGGUGGAGCAGCUGAAAGCCAUGACGGUGGCCGAGCUGGGACCCGUUUGCAAAAGUUGGAAGAUUUCCAUCGAGCCGAAGGACUACAUGCGUGAUGUGAUGCUGAGCAAGGCGUUAAAGGUCAUCCAUGGUGUGGAGAGCUGAAGGCCUGGCAGAUGCUCCAGUGGCAGCGGAGAAAAAGUCCUCCAGUUGGGCCAAGACGUCUAGCGGUCCCCUCCCUACCUGACUCAGUUAGCCACCCUACUGGGGUACCCAAC
Molecule: messenger RNA, 811 nt
Organism: Durusdinium trenchii
Lineage: Eukaryota; Dinophyceae; Suessiales; Symbiodiniaceae
Source: the annotation of a GenBank genome assembly